Messenger RNA from Eriocheir sinensis (Chinese mitten crab), 2212 nucleotides. RefSeq names its product nucleolar protein 7-like. Gene Ontology annotation, molecular function: RNA binding. Bases 1 to 882 code for a protein of 293 amino acids. Lineage: Eukaryota; Metazoa; Arthropoda; Malacostraca; Decapoda; Varunidae. The record is from RefSeq and is a predicted model, not a curated record. The transcript has 6 exons.
AUGAACGCAGCCACAGUGAUCAGAGCCGCCCAGCACCUGGGAGGGAGACCCGCUGGCAGGUGUGCUCCCAGUGUGGCUGUUGCUUAUCGCACAUCUGGCACCUGCAAGUUGGACACUCACUCGGCUCACAACACGGCGGCACACGGCACCACCCAGGCUGAGGCUCCCACGUGGCCGCUGCUCACACCACACAGCAUGACUCUGAAAACAAGUGGCAACCGUCACAUCACAUUUGAUGAGGAUGAAGACUUUGAGAACCUUCCUGCCAUGGAGCCUCUCAGCAAGGCCACCAGUGAUGAAGAAGGUGAGGAAGAGGGUGAUGAGGAGUCCGAUUCCGAUGCAGCACCUGAAGAAGCGACCAUCACUGCAGGGAAGGAAGAAGCUCGGAAGGAGAAGGACACCCUAAGGAGUGAGGCAGACAGGCGCAGGCAGCUGAUGAAGGAGAAGCGAAAGCAGCAACAUGAAAAGAACCAGCUGCAGCAGGAGGAGAAACGCAAGCGUUUGGAAGAGCGACGCCUCCCUCAAAGUCUUUUGGAAGCUGCAGCUGCUGAGCAGAAGGCGAGGCUGGCACAGCGGGAACAAGGUGUUCCCUCCAAGAAGAAACAAGGGAAGAAAAAAUCUAUUAGUGAUUCUGAUGGAGACGAUGACGGCUUUGCUGAGGAUAUGGAUGAGGCCCCGAUCACCACAGACAUGGGUGUUAAGGUCCGAGCCUUGAAUGUAGAGACUAAGAAGACUAAUGAGCUCAGCAGGAGAGCGGUGGAGUUUCGGCAGAAAGCUUUGUACGGCAGCAACAAAAGGAGGAUGCCCAGUGAACAGCUGCGGGAGAUGAUGACAAAACAGAUGAAGAGUGGGAAGUCUGUGCGAGCUGGAGUGAAGAGGUGAUGACCCUCUCAGCGUGGAUGGAUUAUCCUUAAGGUGUGUUGGGUCAGAGGUCAUAUUCAUGCACAUUGCUAUUGAUACUGUUGUAGUAUUUGUUGGUUCUUCAUUUGCAAAUGAAAUGAAUGAUAAGUGAAUGUUGCAGAAGUAAGAAUAUAAGGAUUUCCUUUGUAGUUACUGUUAACUUGUUAAGACUAUGAAACACUCAGAACUCAGAAAGUCCCAUGUAUUUACAGUUUGUUAAAUACUGAUAUUUUCAUCCUUAUGUAUCCAUGGAUUAAGUGGGCUGGAACUUUUCAUAAUACAAGUGGUACAUAUGUUUCUUAGACGGCUUAUUUUCCGUUCAUAGAACCUGCCUCACUCAAAAUAUUGAAUGGCAAGACAAAAUUUGCUCACAGCAGUAAAGUGAACAGUCAUUCAGAAAAAAAACAGAGGAUUAUGAUAACUCCUCAGUGGCUUGAAUUUGGUUAUUGUUAAAUUUUCUUUUGGAGUGUGUUUUUUCAAAGCUGCUGGAACACUGUUUAUUGUUUAUAGAUGAUGAUGUAAGUGUCUUAGUGUCUGUAAGCAGCAUAUUACAGGAGAAAUUUGUUAAACUCAAGGUCUAAUUACACAUAUACAGCCUUGGUGGAAGGUGUAAAGUUGCCAGAAAGAUGAAAACGAAUGGCACGUCCUUGUGGAUCAAAGGAAUGUUCACUUCACCCAGGAAGUAGAACAGGCUGACCUUUAAUGCUUGCCACAGUUGAAGCCUAAGUUGAUCAUAUGCAUAUCUUAAUAUUUCACAUAAAAUGUCAUCUAGGUAGCCUCUGUGGAAUGUUUUUCAUGAUUGCAGAAUGUGAAUAAGUCCACUUGACUUUGUGUGUAAAACCUAGUUGAAAACAGCCUGACAAGGUUGACUAGUUUAUCAACAUGUAGUGACUGUAUCAACACUCCUAACUGUGUGUAUCUGUUAGUAAAUAGUAUCUGCAUGAAUUGUAAUAAGCAACUUGGGUUUGUUAUAAUCAUCAAGGCUGUUUACCACCUAGGGGUCUGGUUUUGAGUCUUCUGCUCUUAAUCAUUGCUGUAAAAGGAUUUAGGUAAGGAAUUGUUGAUACACUGAUGGAAACUGCUGCCUUAGCUAGUACUACUGCUUCUGCUAAGUCAUCUAAAAGAGAAAAGAAAAUAUAUUGAUAACACAAGUUGUUUUGUGAGUGUUUACUUUGUUUUACUUAUAAGGCAAAGGUGAAUGGGCAAACAAACACCAGCAAGUGAUUAAUAAGCAAGUAAGAUGAGUUUUGUUUAUUGCAGGCAACACCCUGUAAUAAGAGUUAUGUAUAAAACAAUAGAAACCUAAUUUUUA